AGGGUAAGGCAUCGCACCACUUAUAUGCCUAUAAUGAUCUUUCAAAACCUUUCCAGUGUUGGCAAAAAAUCUUGCAGGAAUAAAUCGUCUUAGUGGACAGAAUUAGAGGGGAAGGGUUUGGAGCCAGAGUAGGAUUAAGGAAAAUUGCGUGAAAUAAAAAGCGAGUGAUCACGAGUGACUCUGUUCGUGGCUGUUUCUGGAGGGAAGGAGGGAGGGAGAGAGAGAGAGAGAGAGAUUUUCAUCCAAAUCCAUAUCUAUUUUUUUAAUCCUCGUCUGUGCGUAAACGCUGGUUGCAGCCUUCGCAAGGAGACUAUUUCACAAUGCAACGCUUUUAAUCAUCUUUACGCAAUCCUCACCAUUUUGAGUGCGCAUUUGUUUUAAACUUCAGUCUUCUUUCCGACACUUAGACAGCAUCAUGACCAGUUUGUGGAAUCGCAUACCUUUGGAAUGGUGGGAAUUACGAGGCGAGCUGCCGGAGAGCAUGUAAACGCAAAUGGAGUUUGGGAUUUAUUGCAAAAUAUGGGAAAGAUGACCGUCUUGUCUUUGUGUUUUCUCUUGUGCGCUGAUCUACUGCAAGUAGCUGUUGGAUAUCUGACGGUAACGAUAGAGCCAUUGCUACCAGUUGUUGUGGGAGAUACAGUGACUCUAAAGUGCAACUUCAAGACAGAUGGAAGAUUGCGAGAAAUUGUUUGGUACAGGGUUACUGAUGGAGGCACUAUUAAGCAGAAGAUUUUUACGUACGAUGCUAUGUUCAAUACAAAUUACUCCCAUAUGGAGGAUUACCGGAGACGGGAAGACCUGGUGUAUCAAUCAACAGUCCGGCUUCCAGAGGUCCGGAUCUCAGACAACGGACCUUAUGAAUGCCAUGUAGGAAUCUAUGACCGAGCGACACGGGAGAAGGUCGUCCUGGCAUCAGGGAAUGUCUUGCUUACGGUCAUGUCUCCACCCAACAACAUCUCAGUUGUGGCAGAGAACACGCCAGCACCAUUCAGCCGCUACCAGGCCCAGAAUCUUACUCUGGUCUGCACUGCCAAAGGAGGCAAACCGGCUCCAUCGAUAUAUUUCAAGCGGGAUGGAGAGUUGAUAGAGGUGAUCUCCUACGUUUCAUCCACCGUGGGUUACGAGGGCGGUGGCUCGGCUGGCGUACGUGGAGCCAGACCUCUGAUCAGCAGGGAUCUGGAUGACACUAAGAUGAGGAAGUCUCUAUCUCUGCUGGGUCCGGAUGGCAGGCCCGGACGCCUCUACACAGAGAGCCCUGGGAGGAGCUACAUGGCCAGACAGCCCGGUCAAGAGCCCAGCCCGGCCACAGAGACCAUCCCAGAGACAGUGGUCAGCCGAGAGUUCCCACGGUGGGUUCAGAGCACUGAACCCCUGUACUACUUCAGCAACAUGCAAAUCCCCCAGAGCGAUGGGUCUGUGCUGGUUCAGGCCAAGCUCACCUGGACUCUGAAUCCGCAGUUGGACAACGACGCCCUGUUUAGCUGCGAGGUCACACACCCAGCUCUCUCCAUGCCUAUGCAGACUGAGGUCAUACUGGCGGCUCCUAAAGGCCCCAAGCUUUUGAUAACCCCUGCCAGGGCAAAGGUAGGGGAUACGGUUCGCAUCACCGUCCAAGGUUUCCAGGUAGGAUCUCCAGUGAAUGAGGUGUUUCCUGAGCCUCUGUUCACCUGGACGCGGGUAGGCAGCAGAUUGCUGGACGGCAGUGCCGAGAGAGAUGGGAAGGAACUGGUGUUGGAGCGAGUGCCUGCGGAACUCAAUGGCUCCAUGUACCGCUGCACAGCCCAGAAUCCACUGGGCUCCACUGACACACACAUACGCCUCAUUGUUUUUGAAAACCCAAGUAUGAUGAAAAACACACAGAAUCCGAACAAUGGAGCUCCUGGUUUGCACAAGCUUGGACUGAUAUUCCUGCCACUUAUUCUCACAGUGACUGUUGAACUGACGUGAAUAUCCUCGAUUCAACUGCACACAACACACCUCCUCUCCAGUCAGGCCCACACACACUCACACACGCACACAAGCCAUCUCCAGACCCUGAAUAAACCUACCAUGCUUUCAUCUGUGGGAGAACCUGAAUCCACAACACAACUUUUUUUGUGAAAACACACACACACUAAAAGAUCCAGAUGGAGAUUAUAAUAUCGCUGAUUAAAAAAUAAGAUGAAAUGAAAGCACGCUGAAUAUGAGAACAAUCACUUCUUUAUUGUCUGCCCCACCACACAGACACUCAGUGUUUUUUUGUUUUUUUUUUACUUGCCUGUCAAUCAACAGAGACCUGUCAUCCGGAAAAGCUAAAAGUCUAUUGGUGUUUGAGAUGAACAGAAAUAUCCUAUGCUGGAGUGUGGAGAAAAGACAUAAAGGAAUUGUAAGUCACUGACAAUGCUGACUGUCACUUCAACUUCAACUAGCCGCCCUUGAGUUGCCUCCAUUAGAAUUAGGGUACUGCACACUGGCACAAACAGGACUCAAACACGCCCCCUUUUUAAGGACUGCGCCAUUUGUGUUUUUUGGAUCUCAGUAUUUUUCCAUUUACUUUUCUUGAAUGGCUCUCGGCUGGAAUGUAAAAAAAAAAAAAAAGAGAGACAAUACUAAACGUCCUGUGACAUUUUAUUGCAAAGAAAUGGAAGAUCCUCUUUUUAAGUGUAUUUUGUGUACAUCCCUGUAAAUAAUGAAAAGUAUAUUACAGAGCAGAAAACAAAAAAUAAUUAAUAGAGGUUCGCGGGGGAUGCAAGGGGGAUAUAGCAGAUAAUGGCUUUAUUGCGUGCAUCUGGCCAUCCCGUACUGAAAUCCAACCCAGGCUUUUAGAAAAAGGUGAAAUCAGUGGCCUUUCUACGGUCUGAUUUCAUGUGUUCAGUAUCUGUGACAUCUGUGUGACUGUUUUCAACCGCAGAGGAAAGACGACAGCUUUUCUCGGGGGUUGUUGGUGCAUGUGACGUUCGAAGAUGAUUUCCCCUCCUCAUCUGUUUGUCGCAUACCUGUCCUUAAGUUUUUGUUGCAUAUUCAGUGACCUGCAUCGUGUACAGUCCUUCUCUCUAAUCUAACAGUUACUGCUAGGAUCAUGUUAGCCACCAUUAUGACCCCUCCAUCCCCAGAGGACGUUCAAGUGAAGCCAAGUGUAAACAGGGUUGUUGCAUUUGUUUCAUACCACCUGUAUUAAAAAUGGAGAUGAUCAACUUAAAA
This is a messenger RNA of Cyprinus carpio (common carp), 3180 nucleotides long. Its product is annotated as immunoglobulin superfamily member 21-like. Gene Ontology annotation, cellular component: adherens junction. Gene Ontology annotation, biological process: heterophilic cell-cell adhesion; homophilic cell-cell adhesion. NCBI's taxonomy places the organism in Eukaryota, Metazoa, Chordata, Actinopteri, Cypriniformes, Cyprinidae. The record is from RefSeq and is a predicted model, not a curated record.